Molecule: messenger RNA, 2663 nt
Organism: Cynoglossus semilaevis (tongue sole)
Lineage: Eukaryota; Metazoa; Chordata; Actinopteri; Pleuronectiformes; Cynoglossidae
Gene: nsun3
Product: NOP2/Sun RNA methyltransferase 3
Exons: 6
Coding region: 673-2025 (450 amino acids)
Biological process (GO): rRNA methylation
Cellular component (GO): mitochondrial large ribosomal subunit
Molecular function (GO): RNA methyltransferase activity
Source: RefSeq, a predicted model, not a curated record
AGCUUUCUGUGUACAGUCACAUCAUAGAAAUGUAAAUCUUCACAACACCCACUAUUGUUUAGUAUCUGAUAUUAGCACACUACAUGCUCAGUUAUGAAAAUAUACAUUUAAAAAUGAUCAAAAUAACCAAUAAAGAAAGCGUAUCCAGUGGCUGGAUCUAAGUGACAUCAUUCCAGUGCACCAUCCCCCACAUAAAAAGUAAGAGUAAGUUCACCUUCAGUGGUUGAGUUUGAAAUUGUGAUUUUUGUAAAAUUAUUGUAUUAAUUGCCAGUACCAAUAAGUGACGUCACAUACUCCUUCCCACCACUGCGGAUCUCGAACCAUCCCCAGAAAUCUUCUGUAAAAAGUGCUCCCCCUGUUGCGUCCAAAUCGUAUAUUUUAUUUAGGCUAAUCGUACUGAUUUAAUAUUUUGUGUUGUGUUUGUAUAUUUGUAUUAUAUUCGCUACUAUUUUUUAACAAAUUCUAUUUUAUGUAUACAUUGUACCUUCAAAUCUUACCCGAGUUUCCAGGCGGAACCAAAGAAUCGGCCAUUUUUCUCCGGCAGGUCAUAUUUAAAGAACGGACCUGUCGGUGUUUCUAGUUUAACCUAAUAUUUGUGUCAUAUUAUAGCCAUGUAAACGUCUUGCUGUUUGUUACCCGUGUGGGUGUAAACGCGGGGAAUCAUUUUAAUAAAUGUUUCGAGUUCACCAGCUCCGCAAAACACGGAGGAUAAAUGACGUCACUGGUCAAACGUUAAAGCCUAAAAGCACGCUAUGGUUGAACUGGUCUACAGCCUGUCACUCUGUCCCUGACCAACUGUGUCCGGGCGACAAGAAGCAGGUAACUGAAAAACAGAAACCUCAACGAUCUCCAUGUCAACCAGUACUGGACCUCUUCAACCAGCAGUACAGUCAGGAACUUGAAAGUUUGUGGCCGUCUAUCAGGUCUGUGCUUCUAAAGCCUCAGUCCUGGCAGCAUGGGGUCAUGCUGAAUCGUUUUACUUCUGUGACCGGUGUCACACAGACUCUCCUGUCACAGGGGUUUUCCAGGAUCCUGCCACAAUCAAAUGCCCCUGCGCUGCUCCAUGAUUCCAUUCUGACAGGAAACAACCCUUUGUUAUCAAACGUCUUCGAUUGCCCCCCUGAUGAUGACAACGACACUCAUCCCCAGUGUGACAGCACCCCCUGCUCUCAAAGUGAGGACCUUCAGUUAGAGCGGUUACACAGUUUGCCCCAGCCUUCACUCCAGUGUUAUACCCACCCCCACCCACUGCGAUUUCCCUCCCAGCCUCACAGAGCAGGUCAAAUAAAGCAGUACUACCUCCUGAACGCCUCCUCCCUCCUCCCUGUGCUGGCUUUACAAGUCUGUGAUGGGGAGAAAGUUCUGGAUCUUUGCUCUGCUCCUGGGGGCAAAGCAGUGGCCAUAAUGCAGUGUGCCACCCCAGCUCUUCUGUGUUGUAACGAGCCAGAUCCUCACAGACGGGACUGGCUGGUCAAAACUCUGGAGUCCUUUCUGCCCCACGCACUCAGGAGCAGAGUCAUUGUGUCUUCCAGGGACGGACGAUGUGCUGGGCAGAAUGAAGCGGUAACGUACGACAAGGUUUUAGUCGAUGCCCCGUGUUCCAAUGACAGGAGCUGGCUGUAUUCUUGCAGCAGCCCGCAGGGGGAGCAAAGACUGAAGGAAAAGGCCAGGCUACCUGCACUCCAGGCUCAGCUGCUGAAGAACAGGGUUGCCGUGGAGCGGCCAGGAGGACUCGUAGUCUACUCCACUUGCACACUGUCCAGAGCUGAAAACCAUGACGUGGUGGAGACGGUUCUGAGGGCGUGUCCUGAGGCUGAACCUGAAGACCUGUGGGAGGAAAUCGCUGUUCCUUUCUCUCAACAGUUUGCUUUUGCCCCCAGUUCUUACACAAAUGGAGACCCCUCCCACAAUCGUCCAAAGCCGAUGAAGAAACAUGCUGACCACAGACUGGGGAUCCUGGUUGUUCCUCAACCGGGCAAAACCUGGGGACCGAUGUUUUUGUCUCGGAUUAGAAGAAGAAGGUAGCGUUGCAUAAAAUGAUGUUUGAAAAAUGAAACAUUGUCUUUUGAGCGUGUUUGGGUUUUUCAGACUUAAAGUACUACAUUGUAUUCAUACUACUUCAGUUUGGUACUUAACUAAGCAUACCUGGUAGACUUUAAACAAAGUGUAGUAUUAGCAUUUAUACUGAUAACCAGGACUGUCACAUUUAAAUCAGUAAUAAGGACUAAAUUCAAAUGACAGUUUUUGAAAAGGACCCAAACCUUUGGUGUGACCAUUGACCCACCAGGUCAUUUAGCAGGCACAGGCACAGGUUUUUGUGACAUUUUGUUUGGAUUGGUUUAUCCGUCCUGAACGGCCAAAUGCUGCUAUCGCUAAUGUUUUUAAUGAAGUCACUUUAAUCUUUGGACUUAAUGACAAGUUGACCAGUCGUCCUAGUAAUCGCACCUUUGAACUUUUGGUCAAAAACAACCAAGUCCACCUACUGGUCAACAGCCUCAGUUCCAGUAUUCAAAGUUCCUUCUAAAAGCACCCUUUUUAAAAAGCAUCUGAAUGUCUAAAAGUAGCAGAGAAACUUGAAAAUAUGAGAAACGUCAAUGAUUUUCAUCUUGCAUGUAUGAGGCAGCAAAUGGGCUUUUACUCAUUAAAAUUUGAUCACCACUUGA